UGUUUCGUGAUUGGAACCAUAUGAUUUAACAUGAAAUUUGCAUUUAUAAUGAUUUCUCUGACUCUUGAUGCUUAGGCCUUGACUUUCUCUCACUAUUGCAAAUAUGCUUGCUCUGAAGAAGUCCCUGAACUCCAAGACAUGGGAGGCCCAGCUCAAGGUGGAUUCAGUGUUGCUUUUGACCCGCUUGAUGGUUCUAGCAUCGUUGACACGAAUUUCACAGUUGGAACCAUCUUUGGGGUGUGGCCCGGAGACAAGUUAACUGGUGUGACAGGAAGAGAUCAAGUUGCUGCAGCCAUGGGGAUUUAUGGACCUCGAACUACUUAUGUUCUUGCUCUCAAGGACAUCCCCGGCACCCAUGAAUUCCUUCUUCUUGAUGAAGGAAAAUGGAUACAUGUCAAAGAUACAACAGAAAUUGGUGAGGGAAAGAUGUUCUCACCUGGAAAUUUGAGAGCCACAUUCGACAACCCUGACUAUGAUAAGCUUAUCAACUACUAUGUAAGAGAGAAAUACACUCUGCGGUACACUGGAGGAAUGGUGCCCGAUGUUAACCAGAUCAUUGUAAAGGAGAAAGGUAUUUUCACAAAUGUGACAUCCCCAUCUUCCAAAGCCAAGUUGAGGCUUCUCUUCGAGGUGGCUCCACUGGGAUUCCUGAUUGAGAAAGCCGGGGGCUACAGCAGCGAUGGAAAACAGUCUGUGCUCGACAAGGUGAUCGUUAAUCUUGAUGAUAGGACUCAAGUAGCUUACGGAUCCAAGAAUGAGAUUAUCCGAUUUGAAGAAACUCUAUAUGGUUCCUCCAGGCUCAAGGCCGGUGGUGUGCCUGUUGGAGCUGCUGUUUAAGCUCAGCUGCUUUGUUUGCUGCAUUUUUCUUGAAUCACGGAACAAGAAUUAAAGCAAUUUCCCAUAUGGGUUUUGUAUAAUAGAAGAACAAUGUGUUCAUGUUAUGGCUAGACUCAGAUUGACAAUUCAUAAUGUUGAAAUUGAAUUUGUCUUGUAUAAGAUGGAGAGGUCAAGCAGUUUUUUAGUGUCUGUUAUUUGAUUGGUGGCAUUUUCUUGUUCCUAAAAACAUGAGCUUAGUUUUGUUUCUCUGGAGGGCAUCCAGUGAGUCAGUGACUAAUACAGAUUGGAUCUUUGUAA
Camellia sinensis is the source of this 1134-nucleotide messenger RNA. NCBI's taxonomy places the organism in Eukaryota, Viridiplantae, Streptophyta, Magnoliopsida, Ericales, Theaceae. The record is from RefSeq and is a predicted model, not a curated record.